AGUAAUACAAAAACCAGUCCACUUUUGACUAGCAUGACAUCAAAGUAACCAAAGCUAGCUCAAAUUCAAAAUCGUUCGGAAUGUGGAUGCGCCGUGUAUUGAAGUUAAAAGUGUGGCGAUUUUCUCGAGCAAAAUUGUAGUGACGUGCACGGCCAUAGACAUCAAACUUUGAUCGAUCGAAACAGAACAGUGCAAAUUGUUGAGUGUGCAUCAAAAGUAUGACUUCAUAACUUCCGCUCAGAUACAUCGGUCCAGUGAGUUUUGAACUUGGACCUUUACGCCUUUAAGUCUAUCUAGAUAUAUGGCCUAUCGAUUAGUCAGAAGAGAGUAGCGAGUUGCAACUGCGUGUGUUUGAAAUUCUACUGGGCUUUUUAGGGCAAAGGGGGAAAAGGGGAAACGUUUUUCAAUCUCUGCGUCAAAGAACCCAUUGAAAGCCUGCAAUCGAUGAUUUACUAACAUCAACAAAUUCCUAGCACUUGCUAAAUUACGAGUCACGAUGAUAUCCGCUGUAAUUCUUCGCAUCCUGGCCGAAUCGAAACGUCCUUUAUCAAUAGCAGCGAUAUGUCAACGGGUAAAAAGAACCUUUCCGGAAGCAAUUCCUUCACAAGUCUCACUGCGAACAGCGACUAUCGACAGUGUACUUCAACUAUGUGGCUUUGGGUUUAUCGUUUACGAUCAUCGGAAUUUCGGUUAUAAGCUGACCUACAGCUGGAAAGCGAAGGAAAAUUAUCAGUUCGAAAGACGGCUUCACAAAAUCCGUUCCGAGUGGCACAAACCCAUCAGAAGAAAGCAGUAUAAAUUUUUAAGGUUAUCAAGAGGAAAUUGAUGUGAAGUGUAGUAGUAAGAGUAGUAGUUGAGCUACGUUACAAUAUAAACUAGAUAUUCAAAUAUCCUUCUACUAACAA
Messenger RNA from Anopheles stephensi (Asian malaria mosquito), 905 nucleotides. RefSeq lists its product as uncharacterized. The transcript has 2 exons. The record is from RefSeq and is a predicted model, not a curated record. Bases 497 to 826 code for a protein of 109 amino acids. Lineage: Eukaryota; Metazoa; Arthropoda; Insecta; Diptera; Culicidae.